AUGGCGGCCUCUACACAGCUCGCUUACCGAACUCUCAAAGGGAUUGGCAUCAUGGAUGCCGCCCCUGUUUAUGAGCCUCUGUCGGGCUUUGUCAGACCUGAGGGGAAUCUUCGCUGCAGCGCUUACUCUCCAUGUGGCCGUUACUUCGCAUGGGCAUCUCCUGAAAGAGUCACGAUUAUUGAUCCCUCAGUCGGUAAUGUCAUCGCUACUAUCGACGCUGAGAACGUAUUCGAGCUGGGCUUUUCCCCGCUUGGUACCUAUGUGAUCACCUGGCAACGGGCUACCAAGGACGCUAAUGGCGAUGCUACAAAGAACCUUAAGGUUUGGCGUGCUAUUGAGAGUGGAGAUGAGCACUCGAUCGUGGGUCAGUUCGUCCAGAAGUCGCAGACAGGCUGGAACCUGCAAUACACUCCUGACGAGAAGCUUUGCGCCCGUGUUGUGACCAAUGAGGUCCAGUUCUACCAGAGCGACAACCUGUCAACUGUCUGGAACAAGCUACGUGUGGAGGGAGUGACAGACUUUGCUCUUUCGCCUGGACAGACCCAUUCGAUUGCGGUGUUUGUUCCGGAGCGCAAGGGCCAACCCGCUCAAGUGAAGGUGUUCAUUGUGCCACAGUUCAGUUCCCCAGUCUCUCAGAAGAACUUCUUCAAAGGCGACAAGGUCCAACUCAAGUGGAACUCCUCUGGAACCACUGUGAUUGUGCUUGCGCAGACUGAGGUUGACCGCUCUGGUAAGAGUUACUACGGCGAGACCACGCUGUACUUGCUCAGUUCCAGUGGUGCUUUUGAUUCCCGCAUCGAUCUUGAUAAGGAAGGACCCAUUCACGAUGUGACCUGGAACCCUAACUCCAAGGAGUUCGGUGUUGUUUACGGUUACAUGCCAGCCAAGACGACUAUUUUUAACGCACGUGGUGUCCCUACUCACAACUUCCCUCUGAGCCCUCGGAACACUAUUCUGUUCUCCCCUCACGGCCGCUUCGUUCUGGUUGCCGGUUUCGGUAACCUGGCAGGCCAGAUGGAUAUCUACGAUAUGGAAAGAAACUUCCACAAGAUUGCCACCGUCGAGGCAUCCAACGCCAGUCUCUGCAACUGGUCGCCAGAUGGACAGUACAUUCUGACCGCUACCACUAGCCCACGUCUGCGUGUUGACAACGGCAUCCGGAUCUGGCACGUUGCCGGUGGCCUUAUCUACAGCGAGGAAAUGACCGAGUUGUACGAUGUUACCUGGCGGCCCCAGGGCAUCAACCAGCACCCCCUGGGUGAUCCAUUCACCAAGCUGCCCGUUCCCCACGCCUCAGCCACUGCGUACCUGAGUACAAAGAAGGCACCUGUCAAGCCUGCUGGCGCUUACCGCCCUCCUGGUGCUCGCGGGCAGUUGACUCCCCUUGCCUUCAAGCGCGAAGACCAAGGCGGUGCCGCCUAUGUUCGCGAUGGCGCCCCCGGCGCUGGCAUGAACGGCUUCGGAAAGCCCCGCCGUCGUGAGGUUCCUGGUGCCGAACCUGUUGAGGAGUACCUGCCGCCUGGCGCAGCUCCUGGCGGAGGUCGCGAGGCCAAGAAGGCACGUGAAGACGGCACCGAUAACCAGCCGCCCCCGAACGCUCCCACUGGUCCUAGCCCUGAUCGCAACCGUUCUCGUGGCAAGAACAACGGCGGAGCCGUGAAUGGAAACGGUGCUGCUCCCAAGCAGGUUGCCCCUACUUCUCCCCCAUCCCCUCCCCCCGCCCCUGUCGCCCCUGUCGACCAGUCAGCCCAGGAUAAGAAGGUCCGUGGUCUGCUGAAGAAGAUUCGCGCCAUAGACGAGCUUAAGAUGCGUCUUGCUGGCGGUGAGAAGCUUGAAGAUACUCAGAUGAAGAAGAUUCAGACUGAGGAUGCAGUCCGCAAGGACCUGGAGGCCGUUGGGUACAGCGGUUAA
Molecule: messenger RNA, 1911 nt
Organism: Penicillium taxi
Lineage: Eukaryota; Fungi; Ascomycota; Eurotiomycetes; Eurotiales; Aspergillaceae
Product: translation initiation factor 2A
Exons: 7
Coding region: 1-1911 (636 amino acids)
Biological process (GO): translational initiation
Cellular component (GO): cytosolic small ribosomal subunit
Molecular function (GO): ribosome binding; tRNA binding; protein binding
Source: RefSeq, a predicted model, not a curated record